This is a messenger RNA of Acanthocheilonema viteae, 1482 nucleotides long. The record is from the annotation of a GenBank genome assembly. NCBI's taxonomy places the organism in Eukaryota, Metazoa, Nematoda, Chromadorea, Rhabditida, Onchocercidae.
AUGGUUGCGCCAACUUUACAGAGCCAAAUAAAAAAAUCACAGAAUCAGUCACAACAAUAUGGUCCAGUGAAAGAAAAUAAUGUCAUUAAUAUCGAAGCCAUAUCAAUGGGUAAUGAUAGUAAAGUGGAAUUAGGCAAAUCAGCUGUGCCUGCACCAUUUGCGCCUAUGACUUUUCAAAUGACACCUGUGACGCCAUUUACAGUAGUGCCAGAUGGUAUCCCUUCCUCUCGGGAGAAUACUCUUCUCAGUACAGCAAAAUUGGUGACACGAAAUAAAAGGAAACAGAAAGGUGGCGGAAAUGGCUUAAUGAUGAUUGCUAUUAUGCAUCUUCUUCUUGCAUGUGGCCUAAUAGACUUAGGUAUGUUUCUUACCAUUCGAUUCAAUCAUUACGGUUAUAUAUGGCCUGAUAGUUAUGCAAAAUUAUCUGUUUCCCAAUAUCGACUUUAUCGUAAUCAGAUACUUUCUAUCCGUGCACUCUAUUCACCUGUAACAAUAGCUAUUGGUUUGAUGAUAUUUUUCCCGAAAAUCAUUUAUUUAUUAAUUAUUUUCUAUUCCAAAGUAUCAUUUUGGCGAGCAGUGAUCGUUGAUGGUGGCAUUUCUUUUCUUGCACUAACUUAUGCAUUCAUUACAGGUUCACAUGCAUAUAUUAUAUUGCGCAAUAUUUCAGAGAUUGAUAUCGGUGAUAACAGUGAUAUCCUUUGUUAUGCUAUCAGAGGUUCACGUGAAAAAGCAUCACAAGAAUUACGUGAUCGAUGUUUGCUAGUUGCAUAUAAAAUGUUUGGGUCGGAUGUCGGGGACAAUUGUGGUAUGUCGCGGGGUGGUGGGGCAUUUGUGCAGUUGGUUUUGAUAUCAUUGGUGUCGUUGUUAGUAUUUGUUUUGCUUUAUUUACGAUAUAUCAAACGUCAUUCGUGCAUGAACCAAAAUGUACCCAAAAGGAAGCAGCCGCUAACAUCAAUGCGAAUAUGCUGUGUGGCUGGAUCAGGUGGACAUACUGCUGAAUUACUGACUUUAAUGUCUGCCUUCAGGCAACAAUUUGGUCAUCGUAUAUAUAUUGUUUCUGAUACUGACAAACUAAGCGAACAGAAGAUAAUCGAAUUUGAGAAAUGGCAAAGCUCGGGGAAUUUUCGAGUGGAAAGAAUAAGCAGAAGUCGGGAAGUAAAGCAGAGCUAUGUCACCUCAAUAUUCACAACAAUUCGGGCCUGCAUUGAAAGUUUAUUCUUGAUGUGGCGGAUAAGGCCUGAUGCAGUUCUUUGUAAUGGGCCAGGUGUCUGUUUACCGAUUUAUUUCGCUGCAGCGUUGUUAGAUUUGCUACGACUGCGUGAUAUAUGCUUAUUUUACGUUGAAAGUUUGUGUCGAGUUAAAAAAUUAUCAUUAACCGGACAGAUAUUAUAUGAAUCGCGUAUUCCUGAUAUUUUUUUUGUACACUGGAAAGAUCUUGUUCAGCGUUAUCCACGUGUUGUUCUGAUACCGUGCAAUCGUUAG